This is a messenger RNA of Puntigrus tetrazona (Sumatra barb), 955 nucleotides long. Its product is annotated as C3a anaphylatoxin chemotactic receptor. The record is from RefSeq and is a predicted model, not a curated record. Gene Ontology annotation, molecular function: G protein-coupled receptor activity. NCBI's taxonomy places the organism in Eukaryota, Metazoa, Chordata, Actinopteri, Cypriniformes, Cyprinidae. The coding region runs from base 1 to 936 and encodes 311 amino acids. Gene Ontology annotation, biological process: G protein-coupled receptor signaling pathway. Gene Ontology annotation, cellular component: membrane. The transcript is spliced from 7 exons.
AUGUCUUCGGUGAACGCGUCAGAUAAUAUAACGCAAUCUGCAGAGGAUUACUGGUUCAAAAUUGAGAAGUCUGUGCUUGCUCCCAUCCUCACCACUGAGAUGGUACUGGGUGUUUUGGGAAAUGGACUAGUUUUGAUAGUCAAAGUAGCGCGUAAAGACCAUUUUCAUUGCCUUUACUGGCUGCCACUUUUCAGUCUCACGAUCUCAGAUUUCCUAUGCUCCAUCCUCAUAAUCUGUGGCUCUCUCUUAGCCUUGCUGACUGAAGGUCAGAUUUCACCGUGGUGUGAGGUGGUGAGCUUGCUAAAGUUCACCUUCAUCACCUCUUCCAUUGGAAGCAUAGCUGUUCUCUGCAUUCAGAGAUUUAUGGGAAUUCCUUCUAAAGGUAAAAAGCUGUCCGUUCUCAUGGCUGUGGCAUGUGUGGCAUCGUGGUGUACAGGAACUAUAUUUGGAGCAGUGCCCGUAGCCUACAGAUGGAUAAGGUACGAUCCAGCGGAAAUGCUGUGUGCAGUGUUCUGGGAAAACAGUUACUCUGACAUGCUGGUUUACAUCCUCUGUGCCUUCUCCAUCUGCAUCUUCGCCCCGUUUCUCCUCAUAGUCUCCUGCUCCGUCCUGACUUGUGUUGGCUUCGGAAAAGACUGUUCCAGCCAGGGUGACCUGUCCUCUAUCACACCACUGCUGGUGAUCUUGUAUCUGCUCUGCUGUGUUCCCUUUGCUGCAUCUGAGUUGGUUCUCCUUGGAAGGCCUGAUUUGUCCCCAUCCCCUCAAUGGCUGCGAUCGCUAUCAUCAGUAAUGACGUAUCUGGACUGUUCUUUAAACCCCUUCAUCUACUGCACAAAUAAAGACUUCCGAAAAGCAGUACUCGUACUCGUAUGGAACAAAAGGAGAUCAACCUUUCCUGAUCCAGUGCUGACUGGCGUCACGAGGCUUGAAGCUUGAAGAUAUUCAACCAAUAAAA